Messenger RNA from Aspergillus aculeatus ATCC 16872, 1569 nucleotides. Its product is annotated as SH3 domain protein. The coding region runs from base 1 to 1569 and encodes 522 amino acids. The record is from RefSeq and is a predicted model, not a curated record. Lineage: Eukaryota; Fungi; Ascomycota; Eurotiomycetes; Eurotiales; Aspergillaceae. Gene Ontology annotation, molecular function: protein binding. The transcript is spliced from 4 exons.
AUGUCCAGCACAUGCAUCUCACUCUCGGGUUCGACCCAAUGUCCCGCCUUCAAUACCUCCUCUAUAUCAACCAACUCAAGUCUCUAUACGGAUUUUCCAUUCAUGCAAUAUGUCUCCAACUUGACGCAGUUCGACCAGGAGCUAAAUACCUAUGUCAUGCAGUCUUUUGUGAAGUCAAAAUACGUGGACUAUCUAGGAUGCGAAGGUGCCAACCUCACUGACACUAGCGACUAUUAUGCCCGCUACACCACCAGUGUGAUCUGCAGUAGCUUGGUCCAAAGCUCAAAAGACGACUGCAAUCUCUCCGUUCAGGAUUCGAGACCGCUUUGCGCUGACGCCUGCGCUCAGAUGGCUGAAAGCGAAGAGGCCAUAAUCACCGACUCCGACCUCUGUCCUGAAAGGGCUGACGACUACAUGGCCCAGAUUCGGUCCGACUUCACCAUUUGCGCUCUUCCUGCUGACUCGAUCACUGUGAGCUGCGUCGCCGGAGCUGACAAUGAGCCGGAGAACUGUGGAUUUCGGUCCAAUCUCUUGGGGCUGUGUGCGCACUGCAAAACGAGCUCGAACAACACCACCGACUCCUGCUGCGAAAGCGCAGGAGCAGCUACCCGAUGCUCGAAUGUAACCGUUCCCUCUUCAACGAUAACACCGAUUUAUACGUCGACGUCAACAUCAAGUUCAACAGCUGGUGCUUCGGAUGGCUUAUCUGGUGGAGAGAUCGCAGGUAUUGUGAUAGGAUCCGUGGCGGGGCUUGCUUUACUGGCUGCUCUCGCCCUACUCGCUUUCAUCUGCUUGCGCCGCAAGCGCAAGGCGCGUGAUGAAAGUGGCCUCAACCAGCCGAACCCACAACGGAAGGGGUCUCCAUCAAUGCAACAGGCCCAGGUAAACAAUGGCUAUGCUGCCAUCCCUGGAGGACGAGUCGCUCGAAUGUCUGCUUUGCGCGAGGUGCCCAGUUCAUCGCCGGCACGAUCCCGCCUUUCGGCCGCCUUGUUCGGGGGCGGAAAGUACAGCGACUCUUCCGACUCAGAGUAUGGUGCGAGCCCGGGUGCUAUGUCCAAGAAAAUACCCCCAACAACUGGCAAGCGUCACGGCUCGCUAUCUAGCAACUCAGCCUUGGCUGGUAUGGGUACUGAUAGCUCACCGCGCUCAAUGGGAGCUGGUCACUACUCGUCACCUGAAGGCGUGACAAGCGGACAGUCGGAGCAAUUGUCUUCUUUCCAGGACUAUUAUUCGCCGGAUGAGAUACAUCCCGGUGAUAAGGUGGCCGUACUAUGGGCAUAUCAACCUCGAGCAGGAGAUGAAUUCGCACUGGACCGAGGCGAGAUGCUGAAGGUGAUCGGUAUAUGGGAUGACGGAUGGGCUACCGGCGUUCGCAUUCCCGAGAGCGUUGAUGACCAUGACGCUAGACACCGUGAGCAGCGCGAUAGCGGUGUCUCGAAUGGCACACAACGGCCGGCCCCUUCUCCGACUCCGCUAGGAGAGAUCAAGGCAUUUCCACUUGUCUGCGUAUGCCUUCCGCAACAUUGGCGCAAAAUCAUCGACGGCGGCCACACGGAAGAGGAUAGAUGA